Molecule: messenger RNA, 524 nt
Organism: Dufourea novaeangliae
Lineage: Eukaryota; Metazoa; Arthropoda; Insecta; Hymenoptera; Halictidae
Gene: Urm1
Product: ubiquitin-related modifier 1
Exons: 5
Coding region: 58-366 (102 amino acids)
Biological process (GO): protein urmylation; tRNA thio-modification
Cellular component (GO): cytoplasm; nucleus
Molecular function (GO): protein tag activity
Source: RefSeq, a predicted model, not a curated record
UUAGAUGCAAAUAGUUGAUAACACAUAAAGUAACACAAUUAGAGAAAAAUUAGGAGAAUGUCUUCCGAAAAUAGUGAAACUCCUUUAACCAUUGAAUUUGGGGGUGGGGCGGAACUUCUUUUCGAUAAAAAGAAAAAAUAUGAAGUGAACUUACCUGGGAACGACUGGACGAUACAGAAGCUUCUCUUUUGGAUAAAAGAUAACCUCUUGAAAGAGCGACCGGAACUUUUUCUGCAAGGGGAGACUGUGCGACCAGGUAUCUUGGUUCUUGUAAAUGACACAGAUUGGGAAUUGUUGGGAGAGGUGAAUUACAAGCUGUGCUCCGGUGACACGGUACUCUUCAUAUCCACUUUGCAUGGCGGAUAAAAGGAGCAGAAGAUUGCGAUGGCGGCGGUCAACGACGAGGAAUCACAGCGUGAUUUUUCUCGGUUCUUUCGGGGAAAGUAAAAGUCCCCGUGCUUUCGUAUCAAAGUAAGGGGGUCACGUGUAAGCGUGAACACAAUGUCGGAGAAUAAAAUGCUCAU